AUGUCUCUCACAUUUCGUCCCGCAACAACACUCGACAUUCCCUCUCUACUCACCCUCAUCGUCUCCGCCUACCGCGGUCCCGAAUCCCGCUCCGGCUGGACAACAGAAGCAGACCUCCUCGCCGACGAGCGCAUAUCCCCUUCAGCCCUCGAAGCCAAGAUCACCGAACCUGAAGGUCUUGUCCUUCUCGCAUUCCGUUCAACGCCCUCAUCAACAGGCACAUCAACGCCAGAAUCAGGAUCCGAGGACGCUAGCUCAGGACUUGUGGCAUGCUGUGAGAUUGUGAGAAAGAGUGAUGAGCGUGCGUACUUUGGACUUUUUGCUGUGUCGCCGAAACUGCAGGCGGGUGGAAUUGGAAGACAGGUUCUGCAAAGAGCUGAAGAGCAUGCUAAGAAGGAAUGGGGAACUAAGAUUAUGAGCAUGACUGUUAUUUGGACGAGAGAUGAGUUGAUUGCUUGGUAUAUGAGGAGAGGGUAUACUCGUACUGGUGAGAAGAGCCCUUUUCCUUAUGCUGAGCUCUAUAAUGGCAAGGCCUUGAGGGAUGAUUUGUACUUUGAUCAUUUGGAGAAGGAGUUGUAG
Messenger RNA from Fusarium poae, 579 nucleotides. RefSeq lists its product as uncharacterized. Gene Ontology annotation, molecular function: acyltransferase activity, transferring groups other than amino-acyl groups. Bases 1 to 579 code for a protein of 192 amino acids. The record is from RefSeq and is a predicted model, not a curated record. Lineage: Eukaryota; Fungi; Ascomycota; Sordariomycetes; Hypocreales; Nectriaceae. The transcript has a single exon.